CCGAAAGGCGGUGCGGGCCGAGCGGCCAUGGCGGGGCAGCGGCCGCAGCGCUGCCCGCUCCUGGUGCGCGGCCCCUGGGGCGCCGCCGGGCCGCCGCCUGCCCUCGGCAAGAAGCUGCUCUGCUACUUCCAGAGCCAGAAGCGAUCGGGCGGCGGCGAGUGCGAGCUGCAGCCCGGCAGCGGGGACGGGCAGGUCCUCGUCUGCUUCGCGCAGCCCGAGGUGAGGCAACGAGUUCUUCAGAAACAGUGUCACAGGCUGGAUGUGGGAGGAAAAGAAUUGGAGUUGAUUGUCACAGACCCUGAAGGAGCAGUAGCUGCUGAAGAGAACACAUUUCCAGAAAAAUCAGUUCCCACAAAGGGUCUGGAUGCCACAAGCGACCUUCAAACAAAAGAUGAUGCAGAAGCCUUGCAGAAUGCAGAGAGUUCUGUUCCAAGCAGUGAACACCAGGAGGAGCCUGGCACUGCAGAGAACAUUGCAGAAGAGUCUGCAGAGACCUCACCUUCGGUGGUGUUUGAAAACAUGGGAUGCAAUUCAGAAUACUUCAUUAUCCUGUUGGAGAACAUCAGCGGCCUGUCAGAUGAUGACUUCACUGUGGAAGAGAUACCUGAGCUAAAUGUUGCUGUAGCUACUUUUAAAAAAAGGAUUGAUACUGAAGAGUUUGUCAAAAAAUGUUCACAGCACAAAAGAGUUAGGCAACUAAAAAUUAGUGCCAGGCUUCUUGAAUUGACCCAGAGCAUCAAGGCUGAAAACCUCCCAGCCAACAUUUCCACAGACUACAUCACCAUGUACUUCGAGAGUGGGCGGAGUGGAGGGAAGUCUGUGUCAAAUGUCCAGCUCUUCCCUGAGGAGAACUCGGCCAUCGUUACUUUCCAUGAUCACAAAGAUCUAAACACUGUCUUGGAAAAGCAGCAUUUACUGGAAGAGAGACAGAUUUCUGUGCAUCCGUAUUACCCUUCCCUGGGAACAGUCCUCUAUGGAAAAGAAAGACCCCCUCUCAAGAUGCCAGACCCUGUUGGGGUGCCACUAGAUCCACAUGUCUGGCAGUUUUUACAAAGGCAGGCUAACCUGAUCCAAGACAUAAACCAGGAGAUGGCAGUUUGCCAUUGCGAGCUAAAAUGGCCACAGAAGGACUGUGCCCACCCAGAAGUUACACUGUGCCCCUCGUUACCUCUUCCUGAGCUGAAAAAGCCAGUGGUUCAGUUGAUCAAGACAUGGAAGCAAGCUGCCUCUGCUGAGUUCUCACGUCUCAUGUCACAUUACGUGGCUAUAAAGUGUAGAGUAGGUUCAGUGGGUUGGGAAGAUGUGAGAAAGAGUCUGGAGAAGGAUGUUGCUCUGCUCAUAACUGACCUUCCUGAGGAGACGGUGGUGAUUGCAGGCAACAGAGCAGCAGUGGACAGAGCAGAGAAAGUCGUGAGGGAAUGGAUGGAAAACACCAUGAAGGAGACUGAAAGAGAGAACCAAAGCAUAGAAAUUUCUGUGCCAGUGGUGCCAGGGCAGUAUGCUGUUCUGCAAAAUGCUGGGCUGGAAGAGAAAAUUCGCCAAGAGUAUCCGUGCUUGAAGAUCUUUUAUGAUGACACAAAAAAAACUGUUCAGUUGCGUGGAUUGCCUGCAGAGGUAUAUGUCGUCAAAGCUGACUUACUGGAAAAGGUAUUGAACAUACCACAUACUUUAGUUACAGUUGAUCUCCAUGUUCUCAACUAUCUACAGGUUGUAGAUAAUAAAGCAAUGUCAGAGUUGUUAUUCACUGGGAAAAAUAUUAAUGCUUUUUAUGAGCGUAAUAGUCUGCGGAAUGAUACUGUGAUGCUAUUUGGAAAUACCUCCAAGGAUAUUUUGGAAGCAGAAAAGCAAAUAAAGACAGGCUUAGAAUAUAUGUGCAUUGACGUGGGGGACGAUGAGGUCAUUAAAAAGGAGGAGUGGAAGAACCUUCUUGCCUCCUCGCUUAAGAAGCACAAUUCUUCCCAGGAAAGUCUAGUCAUUGAUGGACCUGUUGGAAAAGAAAAUAAAAUUAUUAUUACUGGCUUAUCUAAGACUGUAAAAAAGGUUUAUCAGAAAUUUAGUAAUUUCCUAGAUAGGAACAUACAAGUGGAAAAAGUAAUCCCAGCUAAGUCAGCGAUUGCCGUGCAGUUUGUAGAGGAGAAAAAAUCUAAUGUUUAUCUUGACUUGAGGAAGAAAGGUGUGACAGUAUGUUUUGACACCAAGACACCAUGUAUUUUUCUGGGUGGACCAAGAGCAGAAGUGUCAAAAGCAGUAACCAUGUUUGAAAAAAUUCUGUCAUCCCUUCACUCAAAAAAUGUGACAAUCGAUAAACCAGGAGCUAAAAACUUCUUCACUGAGAGGAAAGAUUCACAUGUUCUUGAGGCAAAGCAGAAGUUUAACUGUUUGAUUAGGCUGGAAGAACAACAACAACAGAAGGGUGAAGCAGUUGGUAAUAAAGAGAAAAGAAAGCUCUACCAUGAGGUAGUGCUGCCAGAUGGGGUUAUAGUGGCAGUGUAUAAAGGUAACUUAUGUAAUUACCCAGUUGAUGUUGUGGUCUGUCCAUCUAAUGAAGACUUGCAACACAUCAGUGGUUCUGCUGAGGCACUGUCAGAAGCAGCUGGCCCAGAGCUGCAAGAGGAGUGCAACGAGCUGGUGAGGAAGAACGGGCGUUUGCAGCCUGGCUGUGUAGUUAUCACGGGCGCUGGGAAGCUGCCCUGCAAGAGUGUCAUUCAUGCUGUUGGGCCCAGGUGGGUGAAGCAUGAACCAGAGGAUUGCUUGUCCUUGAUAAAAGCUACAGUGAAGAAAAGUCUACAGCUGGCUGAAACAUACAAUUACCGCUCCAUUGCUCUGCCCGCUGUAAGCGGAGGGAUUUUUGGCUUCCCACUGCAGACCUGUACACAUUCAAUUGUAUCCUCCAUCAAGGAGACCUUGGAAGAAUCCAAGUUGGACAGCAGCUUGAAGGAGGUUCAUCUCGUGGAUGAUGUGGAAGAAGUAGUUCAGGUUCUGAGCGAGACCGUAAAAAGAGUGUUUACAGCUAAAUCAUUCUCCGUGAUACUGAGGAUGCCCCGCUCAGAGAGCUGCAAGAUGAAAGAAAGCCAGGAGGAUCUGCAGGUGGUUACAACAAAUGAAGGACUUUGUAUCCGAGUAGAGGAGAAAAACAUCCAGGAAGCCACGACGGAUGUUAUUGUCAACAGUGUUGGCAAAGAUCUGAAGUUUGGUGUGGGACCUCUUUGCAAAGCCGUGCUGGAAAAGGCUGGAAUUGCACUCCAAUGGGAGUUUGACCUAGAAAAAGAAAGGCAGGAAGCUGCUCGAGGAAGUGUGGUCUGCACCAGCGGAUGUGCUCUGACCUGCAAGUCCGUGCUUCAUGCCAUACUGCCUCUCUGGGAUGGAGAAAGAGGACAGGCCUUGAAGACCCUAAAAGAUAUAAUCAAUUUCUGCUUGAAGAAAACGGAAGAACUUGGACUGAAAUCGAUCACUUUCCCAGCUAUUGGAACUGGAGGAUUUGGAUUUCCUAAAUACAUUGUUUCUAAGCUAAUGUUUGAUAUGGUCUUCGAGUUUAGUCGUACUCACACUCGGAAGACUCUCCAGGAAGUUAAUUUUUGCUUGUAUCCAACGGAUAUGGGUAACAUUGAGGCUUUCACCAUUGAACUAGGACACAGGAUAGCUGAAAGUUGUGAUGCUACAGCAGCAAGGGCAGGUUCCAUGAGGCCUGUUCCAACUGAAGUAGUGGGAGUUCAUAAAAUGCGGAUUGGUCCCAUUAAGCUUCAAGUAGCUAAUGGAGAUAUUACCAAGGAAGAUACAGAUGUUAUUGUAAACAUAGCAAAUGAAAAAUUUGAUGCCAAAUCAGGGGUCUUCAAAGCAAUCAUGGAUGCUGCAGGUUCCCAGGUAGAAGAUGAAUGUGCUCAAUAUGGUCAAGGAGGACUGAAUCCAGCAAACGUAGCCGAUGACAUGUUGGAUGCCAUAGUGGAAUUUGCAAACCAAAGAUCAGUACGGAACCUGAAACAAAUUAAAAUCAUAGUCUUCCAGAGAGCUAUGCUCAGAGACUUUUACUCCAGCAUGAAGAAGAGAAAAGAUUCAGAUUCAUCCACAAAAAAAUCACAGUUGUCUCAAGUUAGAUCUCGUUUUUUGCGCAGAAUCCAACCCACUGAGAAGAAAAAGCCCAAGGCUUUGAAGAAGAAAGUUGAUUUAGCUACAUUUCAAAUUUGUGGAGAAAGCAAAAAAAAAGUGGAUGAAACAGAGUCCUGGAUAAAUGAAUUAAUUUCAAAGGAACAGUUUGAAAACAGUAUUUCAGAUGAGCUAAUCGAAGAUUUUGAUGACAGCCAUAUUGACACCUUGGCAGAUCUCCAGAAAAGAAAGGAUGUUAAAAUUCAGUUUGAAAAUACACUUUCCCCUCCCUUGAUUAAAAUUUCUGGUAUUAGCAAGGACGUCUGGUUUGUUUCUGGGGAAGUUCAAAAAAUGAUCCAAAACAUUAGGGAUACUGAAGAAGAACAAUCCAAGGCAGAACUUGCUUUUAACCUGGUCGAAUGGAGGUAUCCUGGAAGCAAUGGCAGCUUUGUUACUUUUGAUAAACUGACAAAUAUGCAGCUGGAGGAUGCCAAAAUAGCUAAAAAACCACAUCUUGCUGUCAAAAUUAACAACAGCAACUACAAGGUGGAUCUGAAUAGUCUACAGGCUACUGAUGACCAAGGGAAAACUAUCAACAUUCAACGUGUGCCAAAGAAUGAAGACAAGCAGGCAAUAGAGCUCCCUAUGCAUUGGGAAGACAUGAAAGAGGAACGGGUCAAACUGGUGAAUCUCCAGCCAUCAUGUCAGGAAUAUCUGGAAGUUGAGAGACAAUUUCGGAAAAGCUGUCCCACCAUGGUCAUAGAGAAGAUUGAAAGAAUGCAAAAUCCCUACCUUUGGCAGACAUACCAAAUAAAAAAAAUAUCUCUCUGUGCAAAGAACAAAAAUGAAAAUAAUGAGAGGAUGCUAUUUCAUGGGACAACUGCAUCCUCAUUGAGCAACAUCAACUACAAUGGAUUUAAUCGUGCGUUUGCUGGAAAGAAUGCUGCAGCAAUUGGAAAUGGAACCUACUUUGCUGUUAAUGCAAGUUACUCUGCUAGGGAUACUUAUUCCAGACCAGACAAGAACAACAGAAGAUACAUGUACUUGGCUCGGGUCCUCACUGGGCAGUACUGUGCUGGGAGAAGAGGACUAAGAACCCCACCACCAAAAAACCCAGUAGAUCCUUUUGACCUGUUUGACAGCGUGGUUGAUGAUGUGACGAAUCCAUCAAUGUUUGUCAUAUUUAAUGACAUUCAGGCAUAUCCUGAAUACCUUAUCACUUUCAAAAAACAUUUUUAAUAGUCUGGAAAACUUCUAGUGCCUUUUACGUGUAGGAGUUAGCAGGACACUUCUUGAUUCUCAUUUGUAUCUAGGUUUCUUAAGUGCUUAUUUCUCUAGCUGUGUGUUUAAAUAAUUUGAAGAUUUAUCAACACAAUGAGGCCAGAAUAAGCAAAUAUUUUAGAACAUGUACUUUCAAUACUCACAUUUCAGAUUCAGUUAUGGGGAGGUGUAGGCAGGAACAGCCCUGACCUCUUCCUACACAGGGCAGAGGGGAGUGGUAGGAGAAGGACCUGCUCUGCUUCACCCAUGGCCUGAAGCAGGAGGUGUAGAUAGGUCUAUACAUCUUCCUAUUUCCAAUACUCCCCCUAAAGCAUCAAGUGGCUGGCUGCCUGUGAGCUUUUAUUUAAAGCACUCAGUGUUGGACCAUAACCUCUCUGGCCAGCAGAGUUUUCAGUCAUUCUGAGCCAUCCACUCAGAUUUGUUGGUGCUAAGAGCCCUACAGAAACAAGCAUGCACUUUGCUUUCAUUGUUUUCCCCCCCCAUUAUGCUCUUGGGGCAGACUCUGUUAGUCCUUAGGUAUAAAUUCCCAUAUAUCCUAUAUUUCUGUAUAUCUUUUAUUCCUAUAUUCCUAUAUAUAUAUAUAUAUAUAUAUACAUAUGUAUGCCUAUAGGGACAUUUUCUAUGGUCCCUCACAUUGUGUACAUCCCUCUUCCACAUACAAAGCCAUUGCUUUGGCAAUUUUAAAGACAGUAAUGAGGGACUUUUAAUUUCUUCUUGUCAGUAUUGAAACAUUAACCCUUCAGCAGAAUUACAAAUUUGCAGAACCACCUAGAGUUAGCAAGCUUAAGCCAUUUGAAAAUUUUUAGAGCUCUAUAAAGCACAUAAAGACAUUAGCACAUCUCUGCAUGCUGUGCACCUAAUUACAGUGAGAGACCAGAUAUCAGCCAUAUACACGUGCUUCUAAUAAAAGCAGUUUCAAACA
Molecule: messenger RNA, 6283 nt
Organism: Apus apus (common swift)
Lineage: Eukaryota; Metazoa; Chordata; Aves; Apodiformes; Apodidae
Product: protein mono-ADP-ribosyltransferase PARP14-like
Exons: 16
Coding region: 28-5319 (1763 amino acids)
Biological process (GO): negative regulation of gene expression
Cellular component (GO): cytoplasm; nucleus
Molecular function (GO): NAD+ poly-ADP-ribosyltransferase activity; transcription corepressor activity
Source: RefSeq, a predicted model, not a curated record